AUGGAUCUUGAGUUUAAUGCCUUGAUUCAUAAUAACACCUGGCGGUUAGUGGAUCGCACUCCGGAUAUGAAUGUCGUUAGGUGCAAAUGGGUGUUCAGGACGAAGCGCAAGGCUGAUGGCACAGUCGAGAGGCACAAAGCACGGUUAGUUCCUAAAGGCUUCACUCAGGUGGCAGGUCAGGACUUCUUUGAGACUUUCAGACCUAUCGUCAAGCCAACCACUGUGCGACUUCUUCUGUCUUUGGCUGUCUCUUGGGGUUGGACGAUUCGGCAGCUCGACGUGCACAAUGCGUUUCUCAAUGGUAAUCUCUCUGAGACUGUUUAUAUGAGGCAGCCGCCUGGCUAUGAGGAUAAGGCCCGGACGGAUUUCGUAUGUUCAUUGCAACGGUCGUUGUAUGGGCUUAAGCAGGCCCCUAGGGCGUGGUUUGACAGGUUACGUGCUUUCUUGGUUUCGGUGGGGUUUUCACCAUCCAAUACGGAUGUCUAUUUAUUCAUUUAUUCUCGUGACUCUGUCUGCUUAUAUUUGCUUGUGUAUGUUGAUGACAUCCUCGUGAUGGGUUCUGAUGCUACUCGUGUGCGUCGUCUACUUACUGACUUAGCCUCAGAGUUCAAGAUUCGUGACAUGGGUGCUCCGUCCUUCUUUCUUGGCAUUGAGACAGUCUCCCGGGAUGGCGGUCUCUUUCUUUCCCAGCAACGGUACAUGCAGGACAUUUUGACUCGUGCAGGUAUGGUGGAUUGUAAGUCGAUGGCUACUCCGAUUCCUGUGUCUCGUCCGGUGCCUGAUUCUGUGGCUCCCUAUGCGGAUCCCAUGCAAUAUCGUAGUCAUUUGGGAACCCUUCAGCACCUUACUGUGACGCAUCCAGAUCUCUCUUUUGCUGUGAAUCGGAUUUGUCAGCACAUGCACUCCCCGACUACUGAGCAUUGGGCUAUGCUCAAGCGCGUACUCGGGUACGUGAAAGGUACUCUCCAUUUCGGUCUCUUUAUCCGUCUGUCAUCUUCUCUUGUUGUUCAUGCUUUCUCGGAUUCGGACUGGGCUGGUGAUCCGAAUGACAGGAAAUUCACUAGUGGUUUUGCGGUUUUUCUGGGUGGCAACCUGAUCUCCUGGUCGUGGCAGAAGCAACGGACGGUUGCUCGGUCAUCUACUGAGGCUGAUCUCUCUGCUUCGUGA
Molecule: messenger RNA, 1167 nt
Organism: Ipomoea nil (Japanese morning glory)
Lineage: Eukaryota; Viridiplantae; Streptophyta; Magnoliopsida; Solanales; Convolvulaceae
Exons: 2
Coding region: 1-1167 (388 amino acids)
Source: RefSeq, a predicted model, not a curated record